AAUUUGGUUUGCCUUCGUUAUAAACAGCUGCUAUGAUCAUUCACUGAAUUCAAUCGUGUUUUUAUUUCUAAUCGCAAUUAGCAACUUUUGGUGUGUCUUUCGCGUUAAAAAAAGAAAAAUUGUAAAGAUGAGAUGAAUCUUCUUCUUCUUCUUAAUAUAAAUCAGGGAGAGAGAGAUAAUAUUAGAUCCUACUUUAAAGCAACCCAUAGAGCAGCCUUAUAAGUAAAGCACUAUUCUCACCAACAUUUUAUAAGGACAUCACUGAGUUUCUGUUCGAUCAGCUAAAUUCCAGGACUUGCAAUUAGGGAGCUAUUUGGCGGGUAAAUGCUUCAGUGGUUUUGUUUAGUUAACUGUCACUUAAAACCUUGUAACUUAUUUUGGACCACCAAACUAUAUAAUACCGGAGAGGGACCCCAUCAAAGACAAAUGUCAAUGUCAAAACGACCUUGUUUUAUAACCCCAUUUGCGAAUCUGGUUCUGGUGUGAAGAAACAUACAGUACAUAGGCAACAUAAGAGGAGGAGAUUUGAAAAGCCAUGGACCACCAAGACUAUAGCCGACAGAACGAGGAGAGGAGGCUCGUAUUGUCCAAAGAAGAAGAGAGGAUCCGCGAUGAGCUUGAAAUGGAAAUCGAAAGAAAUUUGGAAGGGGAAUUCAAGGAUGGGAUCUAUAACCUCGCUCUUAAGCUACGCCGACUGUAUGAACAAAGACGGGAAAGAGAAGCGUCCCUCGAUGUUUCCAUGAGAAAGAGCAAGCGAGUAUUGGAGGUGAACAUAAGUAUAAAGAUGGAAGGAGAUACCAAGACAGAGAUCACAGAGAGGAAGAAGGAAGUAGACUACGAUAAGACUAAAAAAGCAGAGAAAAUCUUGGACAAGAGCAACAAGUUUGCAGCAGCUGCUGAAGAUAAAACAGGAAAGGAGAAGAAUCGAACCAGGGCUCAUGAACUCAGAUGGAAAUGGUAAAGAGAUUGACUGGCCCUGUAUCUGUAUACGUACCUGUGCCUAUUUGCUGGUAUUUAUGACUGAUUUAUUUUAUUUUAUUUUCCUCCUGCAAAUCCUAUUUAAAUCACGAAUGAAAUAAGAGUUAUGUCUGCAUAUCACAUAGUGCAAUGAGGACAGUAAGAGUAACAACAAAAUCAUCUAUUUUAUUACAACCAUGUCCUAAUAUCUUAAGAAAAAAAAAAAGCAAAGGAAUGAUAUUGGUAUAUUAAGACAUGGUAACUGAUUAAGAAUGAGAAUCAAAUAAUUUUAAGUUUGCAAAAAAAAAAAAAAA
Molecule: messenger RNA, 1271 nt
Organism: Capsella rubella
Lineage: Eukaryota; Viridiplantae; Streptophyta; Magnoliopsida; Brassicales; Brassicaceae
Exons: 2
Coding region: 536-961 (141 amino acids)
Source: RefSeq, a predicted model, not a curated record